UGUGGUUCACGGAGCAGCCGAAGCAGCGGGGGAUGCGCUUCCGCUAUGAGUGCGAAGGCAGGUCGGCCGGCAGCAUCCUGGGCGAGAGCAGCACGGAUGCCAACAAGACCCUGCCAGCCAUCGAGCUGCUGAACUGCCAGAAGAUCCCCGAGGUGAAGGUGGUCGCCUGCCUGGUGUGGAAGGACUGGCCCCACCGCAUCCACCCUCACAGCCUGGUGGGGAAAGACUGCAGCAACGGGCUCUGCGAGAUCAGCCUGAGGCCCCAGGCCAACCCCAAGCACAGUUUUAACAACCUUGGCAUCCAGUGUGUGAAGAAGAAGGAGAUUGAAGCAGCCAUAGAAAAGAAGCUGCAGCUGGGGAUUGAUCCAUUUAAAGCUGGCUCCUUGAAGAACCACCAGGAGGUGGACAUGAACGUGGUGCGGAUCUGCUUCCAGGCCUCGUACCAGGAGCCCUCGGGACAGACCCGGCAACUCAGCCCCGUCCUCUCCGAGCCCAUCUUCGACAAGAAAUCCACCAACACGUCGGAGCUGAGGAUCUGCCGGAUGAACAAGGAGUGCGGGCCCUGCACGGGUGGGGAGGAGCUCUAUCUGCUCUGCGACAAAGUCCAGAAAGAGGACAUCGCUGUGGUCUUCCGGAAGGACGGGUGGGAGAGCAAAGCGGACUUCUCGCAGGCCGACGUGCACCGGCAGAUCGCCAUCGUCUUCAAGACGCCCCCGUACCAGCACCUGGACAUCCUGGAGCCGGUGGAGGUGGAGGUGUAUCUGCAGCGCCUGACGGACAGCGUCCGUAGCGAGCCCUUCCACUUCACCUACCUGCCCAAGGACCCCGACGCGUACGGGGUGGACGUGAAGAGGAAACGGGGGAUCCCUGAUGUCCUGGAGGAGCUCUCAGCAUCGGACCCUCAUGGGAUUGAAGCCAAGAAGAGGAAGAAGAAGCCCGGUUACAUGGACCAUUUAAUCACCCCCCAGGGAACAGAGGAAGGCUUUGCCCUCCACCCCAACCUGGAUCACAUCACACUGCCUGAACCCUUCGAUUUGUACCUGGGCCAGGACUAUGCCUCCUACAGCUGCCUGAACCAGAGGGACGUGCUGCCUGCCGCCUGCCCUGCCAUGGAGCUGCCAGCCUGCCUCGGCCCAGAGUUCCUGUUGGAUGCCUAUAGCCCAGUGCAGAGCAGCCCUGCCCCGUUCCUGGCACCUGGGGACAGUGCCACGGGGGACGUUGAGGGUACGGCCAGUCUGGUGGGAAGUAACAUGUUCCCCAGUCACUUCAAGGAGGCCUACGAGCGGGCGGAGCUGGGCACGAUGCUGGGAGACGUGUGAGGAGCAGCCAAGCCUUGUUUCAGACCUGUCCUGGCAGGGAGCCCCUUGCUCUGGCUGGGCCGGGCACUCUGCUUGUGGAAGGGACUGCUUGUUCCUCCAGAAGACCAACUGAGAUCUGGGGGAGUGGAGAGAAUGAGAGCACAGAGACUGGGGGUGUGGCUGCCUGGGAAGGCUCCACCCACACCUGGCGCCUGUCUACUUCCACCUCCUCGCAGUCCCCUCGCUGUCGGCACAGUCACUCUGCAGUUCCACUCUCUCACCUCCCUCCUCCCCCCUGGAGCUGGCUGGCUGGGGAAGAGUCUGGCCCGAGGGGCUCUGCAGGGGCACCUUGUCCAUGGCUACACAGCUGCGAGGUUCAUUUGCUUUGCACUAUAUUUAUAGGGGUUAGUCAUAUGCACCAGUGCCCUGCCACAAAGGAGGCCACUUCUGGACAAAGGCUGAGUACGGGGUCCAUGCAGUCACUGGCCCCCAAAUCCUGGCCAGGCAGGGCUGAAGAAAUGUAAGGGCUGCUCCUGCUCCCAUUGUAGCCGAUGGCCAGGCGCCCUUGGCUGGAGUGUGAAUUGGGCCAUUGGCUUUGCUGCAGAUACAGGCGUGGCUCUCAGAGCUUCGUGAAGGCCAUGCCUCGUGCAGGCUGGAUGCCUCCUCUGCCCCCUCUGACUUGAGGCGGGGG
Pelodiscus sinensis (Chinese soft-shelled turtle) is the source of this 1989-nucleotide messenger RNA. The record is from RefSeq and is a predicted model, not a curated record. NCBI's taxonomy places the organism in Eukaryota, Metazoa, Chordata, Testudines, Trionychidae.